AUGUUGUGGCUGCUGUUUUUUGUGGUGACUGCUACUCAUGCUGAACUCUGUGAGCCGGAUGCAGAAAAUGCUUUUAAAGUGAGGCUUAGUAUCAAAACAGCUCUGGGAGAUAACGCAUAUACCUGGGAUACAAAUGAAGAAUAUCUCUUCAAAGCGAUGGUGGCUUUCUCCAUGAGAAAAGUUCCCAACAGAGAAGCAACAGAAAUUUCCCAUGUCUUGGUUUGCAAUGUAACCCAGAGGGUGUCAUUCUGGUUUGUGGUUACGGACCCUUUGAAAAAUCACACCCUUCCUGCUGUUGAGAUACAGUCAGCCAUAAGAAUGAACAGGAACAGGAUCAACAAUGCUUUCUUUUUGAAUGACCAGACUCUGGAAUUUCUACAAAUUCCUUCCACUCUUGCAUCACCCAUGGACCCCUCUGCGCCCAUCUGGAUUAUUGUAUUUGGUGUGGUAUUUUGCAACAUCGCAGUUGCAAUUUCAGUACUGGUUUUAUCAGGGAUCAGGCAACAUAGAAGGAAGGACAACGAACUUCCUGAAGUGGAUGACACUGAAAAAAAGUGUGAGAAUGUGAUCACAAGUGAAAAUGGCGUCCCCUGCUACCGCCUGCACAAGAAUGGAGGGCGUAUUAAUGACGUCUUCGUGACAAAGGAUGAGUGGCUCACCCCUCUCUGA
This is a messenger RNA of Cynocephalus volans (Philippine flying lemur), 669 nucleotides long. RefSeq names its product collectrin-like. The record is from RefSeq and is a predicted model, not a curated record. The coding region runs from base 1 to 669 and encodes 222 amino acids. Gene Ontology annotation, cellular component: extracellular exosome; plasma membrane. The transcript has a single exon. Lineage: Eukaryota; Metazoa; Chordata; Mammalia; Dermoptera; Cynocephalidae. Gene Ontology annotation, biological process: positive regulation of amino acid transport.